UGCAGGAGCCGACUGCUUUGGUUGCCGGCAGGGCUUGCCGCUAUAUCAGCUGCCCGGGGGAGCUGGAGCGCGACGCCUAUGUGGCGCGCUACAGUGCGGGCGACACCGGCCAGGCAGGCAGGCAGCCUCCUCGCGUUCGCGUCCGCUCAUCACCGCCACCAUCAUCACCACCUAUCCCCUCGCGCGCCCCCCGUGUCCCGCUCGCGCCCCGGCCCCCGGCCGCUUCCGGGUCCGCAUUUGGCUGCUGGCUCCGUGCUCCUUGCUUCCUUCGCCAUUCGUUCCAGCGAGCUCUGAUCCGCGCUGGUUUGGGAGAGCUACUUGACGUUAAGAGGCAAGAGGUCGAGGUCAGGUGGUUCGGGUGAUGAUGCCGCCGUGGCUCAUGGAGAGGGGGAGCCCGGGGUGGCGGAGGGGGAGGUCCGCGCGGAGCCUCGGCGUCGUCGCCUGCGCCUUCGCCGUGGCCGCGGCGGUCGUCGUCUCCCUCUGCUUCGUCGGCGGCGCGCUCGCAUCAGAUCUCCGGAGGAAGACGGCGGAGGAAGCGGCGGCGGCGGCGGCAGGAGCCCAUCCCGGUGAUGAUCAGGCGGUGGCGACCGAGGUGCGGGCGCGGGAGCCGGUCUACCACCGCUACGGGCGGCGGCUGCUGUCGGGUGGUCCGGGGUCGCACCCGCCGCGGUGCACGUCCAAGUGCGGCAGCUGCAGCCCCUGCUACCCGGUGCACGUGUCCGUGCCGCCGGGGGUGCUCGUCACCACCGAGUACUACCCGGAGGCGUGGCGCUGCAAGUGCCGGAACCAGCUCUACAUGCCGUGACGACUGCGCGCGCGGCUCCGCCGUCAGAUGCAAGCCCCCCGUCCGUCCGACCGGCGCGUCAACAGCCACCCGCAACGAGCGCGCGCGGGAGGCCAGGACCAGCCUGAACCACGGCGCCUGCCCCGCCCGGCGGCCGCCGGCCCGUGCGCGUGCGCACGCGUGGGCCACAGCAUGAGCCUCGUGGCACGAGCGGGUUCGUGCGUGCGUGCGCGCGCGCGCGCGCCUUGGACCGGCGCCGGCGGGGCGCGCGAGGCGAGGCCGCGCCGCGCGUGGUGGUGUGGCCU
This is a messenger RNA of Panicum virgatum (switchgrass), 1089 nucleotides long. RefSeq lists its product as uncharacterized. NCBI's taxonomy places the organism in Eukaryota, Viridiplantae, Streptophyta, Magnoliopsida, Poales, Poaceae. The record is from RefSeq and is a predicted model, not a curated record. The transcript is spliced from 3 exons. Bases 362 to 805 code for a protein of 147 amino acids. Gene Ontology annotation, biological process: guard cell differentiation; stomatal complex development.